Molecule: messenger RNA, 2946 nt
Organism: Neolamprologus brichardi
Lineage: Eukaryota; Metazoa; Chordata; Actinopteri; Cichliformes; Cichlidae
Source: RefSeq, a predicted model, not a curated record
CACAAAACGACAGCAGUCAGAGGUGAAAAGUCUGGAUCAUGUUGUCAUUCCAGCGGAGGCAUACUUGAAUGACAAAAGGACCUUGAUCAACAAGGCGGUGAGCAGAGCACAUCGAAGUUCUGUGCACAAAGGGAAGACAUUGAUGUCGUUUUCAACCAGCCAGCUAGCAAAAGCUGAUAUUUGUUAGCUAGCUAACGGAGUACCCCCCCGUUAGCUAACCGCCACCAUCAUCGCUCCUAGCCAGCUGUGGAUCGCCCUGUCUUCCUACCAUGGGAAACGCAGCAACUGCCAAGAAAGGCAAUGAACAAGAAAGCGAGACUUUUGUGAAAGAGUUCUUAGCUAAAGCCAAAGAAGACUUCUUAAGAAAAUGGGAGUGUCCACCACAGUGCACAACAAGCCUGGAUGACUUUGAAAGGUUCAAGACCCUGGGGACUGGAUCAUUUGGACGAGUAAUGCUGGUGAAACAUAAAGCAACAAACCAGUUCUAUGCCAUGAAGAUCCUGGACAAACAAAAGGUGGUGAAAUUGAAGCAGAUAGAGCACACGCUAAAUGAAAAAAAAAUCUUACAGGCCGUCUCCUUCCCCUUCCUCGUCAGACUGGUGUACGCUUUCAAGGACAACUCAAACCUCUACAUGGUAAUGGAAUAUGUUCCUGGUGGGGAGAUGUUCUCACACCUCAGACGCACGGGGAGGUUCAGUGAACACCAUGCUCGAUUUUAUGCAGCUCAGAUAGUGCUCACCUUUGAGUACCUUCACUCCUUAGACCUCAUCUACAGAGACCUGAAGCCUGAAAACCUGCUCAUAGACCAACAUGGGUAUAUCCAGAUAGACCAAGAAAAGUCUUUAAAAUGUGAUAAAACAUUGUUUUUCUUUCAGGGCUACAACAAAGCUGUGGACUGGUGGGCUCUUGGAGUUCUUAUCUACGAGAUGGCUGCUGGUUACCCUCCUUUUUUCGCUGAUCAGCCUAUCCAGAUUUAUGAAAAAAUUGUUUCUGGCAAGGUUCGAUUUCCCUCUCACUUUAGCUCCGACCUCAAGGAUCUGCUGAGGAACCUGCUUCAGGUUGACCUGACGAAGAGAUUUGGGAACCUGAAGAAUGGUGUCAAUGACAUAAAGAAUCACAAGUGGUUCUCCACAACAGACUGGAUUGCCAUCUAUGAGCGAAAGGUUGAAGCUCCCUUCUUGCCAAAGUGCAGAGGACCAGGAGACACAAGCAACUUUGAUGACUAUGAAGAGGAGGAGAUCCGUGUAUCGCAAACAGAAAAGUGUGCAAAAGAGUUUGCUGACUUCUAGUGAACGAGCAAGAGUCCCAAUCAGGGCUCUUGUGUUUUGGGAUAUUUGCACUCCGAUGAGGGUUAAGAUGGAACUGAGGCCAUCACGUGCUCAAACAAAUGCCUCGUUCCUUCAGUCCACACAGCCGAAUGAGCUCCUUUUUUUGCCAUGAUCCUGCGUGCUGUUAGCACUAAUCUAUACACAGGCACAUUAUGCAGACACCCCUCGUGCUGCAACACAGAGUACCAGACCACGUUCCUGUUGUGUUUCUUUUUUUUACCUUGUUUUCUAUGUUUGCCACUGUCUGUGUCCUGUCGUCCCUUAUUUAAGUUCUUAUUUGAGAAGCAACUUGAAGACGAAUAUUAAUCUUCCUUUGAAGCAGCUCGCUGGUGUCGCACAUGAUGUGAUUUUUAGGCUUUUGGAUAACUAAGGGACACUUUUGGGCGUUUUGGGCAGAGCAUUUAAAUUCCUGACAUCUCAUUGGCUGUUAUAUGUUUUCUGUUACAUGACUUCGUUUCCUGUAGGAUUCAGUUUAGUAUUCCUUAAUCAGAAACACUGAAAGUAAAUCUAAAGCUAAAGCCAGGAUUUGAAAAUAGACGGCGCCUCUCGCUGCUGCUCUCCAUCUCCGUCCGAAGCCCCUCCCAUCAGCCGAGCACAGGCUGCAAAUGCAAACUUUUGGCUUCACGCAACAUCCAAACCCAUCUCUACAAGGUGAAAGUUAGAUUUCUAACCCACGGCACCAGUUUGUCUUUAUUUCUGUGCUGAUGUUCUUCCUUUUUAUACCACUGGUGUAGUUUGAAAGACCCGUGAUAGGCCAGAGUCUCCCGUCACGUGUCGCGUUUCGAGUGGGCUUUAGUGGAGAUGCAGCAAUAAAGCUCCCUCUGAGAUCAUUUGAAGCUAAAUAUGAUGAGAGGUUAAUAUAAAUGUUGUCAUUUCUCUUUUUUUUUGUCCAAAAAAAUGCCGAAAACAUGUUGCCUAGCGCAGCUUUAAAUAUGAAUCAUUAUUUAUCACUCUGUUGCCCUCGAGACCUGAAAUUGUGUAUUUGUGCAUAUAGAUGUAUGAUUUGAUUUCUUUAAAGACCCUGUUUCCUUAGGGCAUGACCACAAUUCAAUGAAGGGAAAGAAGCGGUGGUGGCUUCUGGAAGUUUUGGCACGCUCAAAGAAGCGGAUCAAUGUUGACAAGUAUUAUUAUGAAGCAGAAACUUGUCAGUGUUGUGCUGAUCAAUCUGUAGCAUCGUUUAUCCAUAUCUGGUCGCAGGACUUUUCCUUUUACCUCAGUCUUGGUGUGAUAUUAGCAUAAUGGAAGGAAGUAAUAUAUUUUUUCUGGUACAACUAUGUUAGAGAGAAAGGGAACUAAGAAAAUUUGAGUAUAUCACUGUGCACAACAUUUACAUGAUUUGUUUUAUACAUUAGUGCGUUUUUCAGUAAUUGAAAGGUCAGGUGAUAUUUUCUUGAGGUUUUAUCAUGAAGGGGAAGCAGUGUUGGUCUCAUUUAGGUUGCUGUUUGUUUUUUUGUCUUUUAACUGCUGUGUUUUGAGCAGAACAAUCGCAAGAUGUUGUGUACCUGCCAUAUUUGUUUGUCAUUUUUUUAUGUUUGUAUAGAUGUGUCACAACAACCUGAUAACAGCCUAAAAAUGUUCCCACUUUUUCGUUUGUUACCUUUUAAAUUGUUCCAAAGCC